GCUCCCGGCCCCCGGCGCUCCACGCCGCCGCGGCCAGCCCGGCGAGUGCUGUCCAGGAUGGGCAAGAAGGGCAGAAAGGAGAAGAAGGGCCGCGGGGCGGAGAAGACGGCCGCCAAGAUGGAGAAGAAGGUGUCCAAGCGCUCGCGGAAGGAGGAGGAGGACUUGGGGGCGCUCAUCGCCCACUUCCAGACCCUGGAUGCUGGGAAGACGAAGGUGGUGGAAACACCCUGCUCCCCGCCUUCUCCCAGGUUAAAUGCCUCCUUCUCCGCUCAUCCCGAGAAAGAUGAAUUAAUCCUUUUCGGAGGUGAAUAUUUCAAUGGCCAAAAAACCUUUGUGUAUAACGAGCUCUACGUGUACAGCAUCAGGAAGGACGCCUGGACCAAAGUGGAAACCCCCAACCCACCCCCGAGGCGCUGUGCCCACCAGGCUGUGGCGGUGCCUCAGGGCGGCGGGCAGCUGUGGGUCUUCGGAGGGGAGUUUGCGUCUCCCGAUGGAGAGCAGUUUUAUCACUACAAGGACCUGUGGGUGCUGCACCUGGCCACGAAGACCUGGGAGCAAGUCAGGUCCGCAGGGGGCCCCUCAGGCCGGAGUGGACACCGCAUGGUCGCCUGGAAGAGACAGCUCAUCGUCUUCGGGGGCUUCCACGAAAGCACCAGGGAUUACAUCUACUACAACGACGUCUACACCUUCAGCCUGGACACGCUCCGGUGGAGCAAGCUGGCCCCCGUGGGGACCGGGCCCUCGCCCCGAUCCGGCAGCCAGAUGUCCGUCACGCCGCAGGGCGGCAUCCUCGUCUACGGGGGCUACUCGAAGCAGAGAGUCAAGAAAGACGUGGACAGAGGCACCCAGCACGCAGACAUGUUCCUGCUGACGUCGGAGGGUGAAGGCAGGUGGGCGUGGGCGCGGCUCAGCCCGUCCGGCGUCAAGCCCACCCCACGGUCUGGCUUCUCUGUGGCCGUCACCCCAAGCCAUCAGACACUGCUCUUCGGUGGCGUGCGUGACGAGGAGGAGGAGGAGAGCCUGGAGGGCGACUUCUUCAACGACCUGCACUUCUACGACGCCAUCAGGAACCGCUGGUUCGCGGGGCAGCUGAAGGGGCCCAAGUCGGAGCAGAGGAAGCGCCGGCGGGCCCGGAGAGCAGAAGAGCCUGGGGGCGCCGACGCCCAGGCCGCGGUGGCAGCCUGCAGCCAGCAGCCCCUGGAGGUGGUGAAAGAGGUCGUGGCGGAGGACGGGACCGUGGUCACCAUUAAGCAGGUGAUCGCAGCCCCGGGCACCGCUGCACGGCCACCGUCUGAGGAGGAGGAGGACAGCCCCGAGGAGGCGGGCGGCCCCCCGACGGAGCCCAGCCCCCGCUCCAACGCCAUGCUGGCCGUCAAGCAGGGUCGGCUCUACCUGUACGGGGGCAUGUUUGAGACGGGGGACCGCCAGGUCACCCUCGGCGACCUGUACUGCCUGGACUUACACAAGAUGGAGGCGUGGACGGUGCUGGUGGAAAUGGACCCCGCGGCUCAGGAGUGGCUGGGGGAGACCGACUCGGAAGGGGACAGCGACGAGGCUGAGGGGGCCGAGGGCGGAGAGGACGACGAGGACGAGGACGACGAGGACGAGGACGAGGACGGCGGCAGCGAGGACGGCGGCCCGCAGGCUGCG
Condylura cristata (star-nosed mole) is the source of this 1650-nucleotide messenger RNA. It is a transcript of the gene KLHDC4, whose product is annotated as kelch domain containing 4. Gene Ontology annotation, molecular function: protein binding. The transcript has 11 exons. The annotation marks the transcript as partial. NCBI's taxonomy places the organism in Eukaryota, Metazoa, Chordata, Mammalia, Eulipotyphla, Talpidae. The record is from RefSeq and is a predicted model, not a curated record.